AUGCAUGAAAAAGCAGCUCCCCUGAAGAGCCCCGAGCCCAUGCACGGCCGUGAGAAACUGGAGGCAUCGCACAAGGAGAAGAGUUUGGAUUCCCUCGAUGGCAGCCUCCACCUGAAUGAAGCCCUGAAGGAUGAAGACAUCAAGAAAUGCCACCGGGAAUUGGCCGCUAGCAAGUACAACUCCCAGUACCACAAGCUGUUCAAGGACAUCCCGACGGAGGAGAGCGUACUGAAAGUUUGUUCCUGCGCCCUCCAGAGAGACAUCCUCAUCCAGGGAAGGCUUUACAUCUCCCCCAACUGGCUCUGCUUCUACGCAAACCUUUUCGGGAAGGACAUCAAGGUUGUGAUCCCGGUGGUCUCCGUACAGCUGAUAAAAAAGCACAAGACAGCUCGGCUGCUGCCCAACGGCUUGGCCAUCACCACCAACGCCAGCAGAAAGUACAUCUUCGUGUCCCUCAUCUCACGCGACAGCGUCUACGACGUCCUGAGGAGAGUCUGCACGCACCUGCAGGUUUCGAGUAAGAAGAGCUUGAGUUUGAAGGAGCUGACGGAGGAGCCCGACGCUGUGUCACUGGAGGUGAUCGUCCCCGAGGGCAAGUGGAGGAAGGUGUCACCUGCUUCACUGUCACUGUCGCUGCCGGACGCUGACUACCAGUGCAUCCACCGGACGUCCGUCAGCAGCCUGAGUGCCAAGGAGAGCUCCUUCACCUCCGAGGAGCCCCUGGUUUCGGAAAGUGCAAUAAACACCGAGGAGGAGCUGGAGGUGGAGCAGAGCUGCGUGGCGGAGCUGAGACCUUCCGACUACCAGCUCCUGAAGAUCUUCAUCGUGCUCAUCUGCCUCCUGGUCGUGUCCUCCUCGUACCUGGCAUUUCGUAUCUUCCGUCUGGAGCAGCAGCUCUGCUCUCUGAACCGGGACUACCUCUCCCGCGGGCACAGGAGGUGA
Molecule: messenger RNA, 942 nt
Organism: Fulmarus glacialis (Northern fulmar)
Lineage: Eukaryota; Metazoa; Chordata; Aves; Procellariiformes; Procellariidae
Gene: GRAMD2A
Product: GRAM domain containing 2
Exons: 10
Coding region: 1-942 (313 amino acids)
Biological process (GO): regulation of store-operated calcium entry
Cellular component (GO): organelle membrane contact site; endoplasmic reticulum membrane; extrinsic component of cytoplasmic side of plasma membrane
Molecular function (GO): phosphatidylinositol-4,5-bisphosphate binding
Source: RefSeq, a predicted model, not a curated record